AUGUAUAACUUCGUAAAAAUAUUUCGCUCAAACUUCAUAGACAUAAAUGCUGCAAACAAAUUUGAAAUUUUUUUAAAAACGAUACUACGGAUUUAUAAGACGCCGGCCCGAACGCACCUGCUGGCGCAUGCAGCGGACAUAUCGGCCAUAUAUGCAGUGAGGCAAAUAUACAAUUAUAUGAAAAACGAUGAAGAGGGAAGGAUUGUACUGAAAGAAAAACCGUUGCUAAUACGACAGAACAUACAAUUUAAUGAGUUAAAGAAGCUACCGAAAAAUACACUAGGAUAUAAAUAUAUGGAAUUUUUGGAAACGUACAAACUGCAUGCACAUGACAGAGAAGUAUCUCAUUUUUUUACAGACUUAAAUUAUUCCUACAUUUUAACAAGGUAUAGACAGAUCCACGAUAUUGGGCACGUGGUUUAUAAUUUGAAUAUAUCGAUCGAAUCCGAAGCAGCACUGAAGGUAAUUGAACUGGUACAAACGAAAUUGCCAAUAACUGCGCUUGCCAUUUUAGUAGCCCCCUUUAUGACGCCGCUAUAUCGUUUUCAAUACAUUUUUCAAGACUCCAUUCCUCCGAAUUUUCUAACCCCCAACUUUGACUAUACAUACAAUGAUGCAUACAAUUAUGUGGACGAGUUAUCCAUUAAGCAGUAUGAGUACAAUCUGACAGACUACUUUCACGUGGAUAAGAGAGACGACAGGAACUUCUACUCGAAAAUGUACCAAUACUACUUGGACAAUAUAAAUAAUUCUUCCGCCGUUCGAGGGUCCAUCAUAUACGGGUUUGAAAACAAAAGCAAUAAUGACAUUAUAUAUGACCAUCCAAAUGGGGAGUAUAUUUUUUUAAAAAAUUUGAAAAAAAAACAUCUUCUUUUUCAGUACAAACCAAGGAAAAAUUUACUACGUGAGUUGUACCCAUGGGCCUACAUGGCGGGCGUGUCAACAACGAAACCGCUGCAUUCUAUUCAUAUUGAAAAAUGGCUGGACAAGGACAUCGACUUGUUCAGGCGCACGUACAAUAUUACUCCCCUCCCCGAUCACUUGAAUUUGAUGGCUGGGAUAAAUUGA
This is a messenger RNA of Plasmodium coatneyi, 1068 nucleotides long. Its product is annotated as Ubiquinone biosynthesis protein COQ4 homolog. The transcript has a single exon. Gene Ontology annotation, biological process: ubiquinone biosynthetic process. Bases 1 to 1068 code for a protein of 355 amino acids. NCBI's taxonomy places the organism in Eukaryota, Apicomplexa, Aconoidasida, Haemosporida, Plasmodiidae. The record is from RefSeq and is a predicted model, not a curated record. Gene Ontology annotation, cellular component: mitochondrial inner membrane.